Aspergillus ruber CBS 135680 is the source of this 816-nucleotide messenger RNA. RefSeq lists its product as uncharacterized. Bases 1 to 816 code for a protein of 271 amino acids. The transcript has 2 exons. NCBI's taxonomy places the organism in Eukaryota, Fungi, Ascomycota, Eurotiomycetes, Eurotiales, Aspergillaceae. The record is from RefSeq and is a predicted model, not a curated record.
AUGCAGGAAAGAGCAGACAACGACGCCUCGCUGGGUGACUCCAGUCAAGUGGUCUGGUUCCUUCCUCUCGUUAUAUAUUCUUCAACCCCUCACGAUCCUCCGUCUGAUCGAGAAAUAUCAGACAAUGAAGAUGAUAUGCCAGUACGCAAGAAGGGCCGCACCUCCGGUCUCACCGCCGAGGAGAUGGAACAAGGUGGAGGGGUCAGUCUGAUCAGCUCUCGCUUGCAGUCUCAAUCCAGACUAUUCCCCAGUUUGGAACGAAUGAGAGCCGAAGUGGGAAGCAUUCCUGGAGAACGAACUGAAGAAAGUGAUGGAGGAAUUAGGGCAGCACGUGCGUUGAUUGACCCCAGGAUUUCACGAAGACAACGAGGCCGUCCUGAAGAAAGAGUUCAAGGACCGACUGUCGACAAAAUGGGAGCCUAUGCUGAGUGGUCUUCGCUCAGGAGCCGACAAGCAGGCCAAGGCCGAGUCCCUCCACCUCUUCUGAAAGUGCUCUCGGACAGGCAGCACAAACAACGGACCACAAAGUCUCCACCGACCUCCCCCAGGGACCACGCGGCAUUUGUUGAGUCCUGUCGUCAGUUGAAAGUGUUCAUAGAAGGCAAGCAAACUAUGGCAUUAUUUUUCUGCGGUGGUAUCAUCCUCUGCCGUGCCGGGAACGGAAACAACCAGCCCAACCUCUGCUCCAGUGAAUGUCUUUUGAUCAGCAAGCGACGAUUCAAUGGCGAACAAGUCGAUCCUGCCAGCCGCUGGAGUCACUCCAGGAUCCAGUAUGGAUGUAUACCAAUGUUUGAUUUCCAACUGUGGUCUAGCUAG